AUGGAUGUCCUCGUGAAGCGUUCACACCAUGGCGGAAUAUGGCUGGGACCGGUAGGCGUGUUGGCAAUACUACUGCUAGCGUUCUGUGUCUCUCCAGGACUUCCCGAAGGUAUCAAGCUGCCUGACCAAACUUCCAGAGUAAAUGACGACGGUCCAACGCUUCCGGUACAGCAGCAACCGGCUGUCGGUGAGGAACGGAGACAGGGCAAGAACCUGUUGGACUUUAUCGGGCUCGGAACGGGUAGCAAUGUAGACCCAUAUCUGGCACGAACCAACGCUCAGUGUUUGAACGGAGAGUUGGCCGAGUGCUUCAAGUCUCAGGCGCUCAGUACGUUCGGCGAGUUCUUCGAUAAGGAUCAAUACCAACUUACCAGCGACGCUCGUCUUGUAAGGCUACCGGAAACACAGCUACGCUCUUUGGCCCAGGAAGGCUUCGAGUACGUAGGCGAAUCACGACACUCCGACUCCGAGUGGGAACUGCUGUACAAGUACGCGCUGCGCCGAUUGGAACGGUUCGUCAAAUCAACCGCACUAGAGUUCCAAAUUCCCGACCAGCUUACGGAGGAGGGCCGAUAUUCAGCACGCUUCAUUGACGAGAUUUCGGACGAAAUCGACGUGAUCGAGGACAAGAAGGCACCGCUGUUUACGCGCCACCGGCUAAAGAAGAUCUUCAUCCCACUGCUGUUGAUACUGAAGGUGUUCAAGCUGAAGCUUCUGCUCUUCCUGCCGCUGGUGCUUGGACUGGCAAGCUUCAAGAAGCUGCUCGGUUUUUUGGCCAUCGUUGUACCGGGUGUAAUCGGUUAUCUGAAGCUGUUUAAGCCCCACCAGAGCUGCUGCACGAACGAUAUCUUUUCGGGUGGCUACCAGCCACAGUACUCACCGCAGGGACUCGGUUCGAUAGGGUUCAGCCCGUACAAGGAGUUUGGGGCAGGACAACACUAUUCACGGCCCGUUGAGAGUGGAUAUGCUUCACCGUACGGUAACUAUUACCGUGAUUCUGGACGGGGUGAUGUUCAAGGGAGCAACGUAAAGUUUGGAGAUGAUCUCGCCUACCAAGGCUACUCGGAGUAUCGCAGCAGCGGUAAGGAUGUGAAGGCGGAGAGUUAG
This is a messenger RNA of Anopheles maculipalpis, 1107 nucleotides long. RefSeq lists its product as uncharacterized. Lineage: Eukaryota; Metazoa; Arthropoda; Insecta; Diptera; Culicidae. The record is from RefSeq and is a predicted model, not a curated record. The coding region runs from base 1 to 1107 and encodes 368 amino acids. The transcript is spliced from 2 exons.